This is a messenger RNA of Linum trigynum, 1453 nucleotides long. Lineage: Eukaryota; Viridiplantae; Streptophyta; Magnoliopsida; Malpighiales; Linaceae. The record is from the annotation of a GenBank genome assembly.
UGCAGUCUUCAAUUUCCGUGAUCCUCAAUCAAGUCCCCAGAUACCAAACUCUCGAGAACCAUAUCCCAUGGCGGCAACCACCAAGAGGUAUGCAGUUGUCACGGGAGGAAACAAGGGGAUUGGGUUCGAGAUUUGCAGGCAGCUGGCUUCUCAUGGCGUUCUGGUUGUUUUAACCGCCAGAGAUGAAAGCAGAGGCCUCCAAGCUGUGCAGAAGCUCAGAGAUGGCGACCCAGCUCUCUCAGACAACAUAGUGUUUCAUCAACUUGAUGUGGCAGACAGUAGCAGCAUUUCUUCCCUUGCGGAUUUCAUCAGAACCCAAUUCGGGAAGCUUGACAUCUUGGUGAACAAUGCUGGAAUUUUCGGGGCGAUGAUGGACGUAGAUGUUAUGAGAGCCGUCGGGCCGGACAGGUGGCUUGAGAGCAUUACAGACACAUACGAAUUGGCAGAAGAAUGCUUGAAAACAAAUUACCAUGGCGCCAAGCAAAUGAUAGAAACGUUUUUGCCACUGCUUCAGCAGUCUGAUUUGCCCAGGAUAGUCAACGUUUCCUCUGGCUUGGGGAAGCUGAAGAAUGUCAAGCAUGAAUGGGCUACAAGUGUGCUGAGUGAUGUCGAGAAUCUGACUGAAGAGAAAGUGGAACAAGUGUUGAAUCAGUACCUGAAAGACUUCAAGGAAGGUUCGUUGGCAACCAAAGGCUGGCCGCGUGGGGCUUCUGCAUAUACACUGUCGAAGGCAGCGUUGAAUGGUUACUGCAGGAUCAUAGCCAAGAAGUACCCAAAUCUGUGCAUCAACUGCGUUUGCCCUGGAUAUGUGAAGACGGAUAUUAACCAGAAUACUGGGUUCAGAACCCCGGAUGAAGGCGCUGAAGGUCCAGUGAAGUUGGCAUUGUUGCCCUAUGGCGGGCCUUCUGGUCGUUUCUUUGAUCAGACAGAGGAGGGUUCCUUCUGAUUGGACUUGGGCUAUCCAUGGCAUAGGCAAUCAAAUAUAUUCCAUAGAUCUCAGGUUGCUGUAGUAUGGUACUUUACUUAUUCAAUAAUGUGUGUCUGAUUGUAUCUGCGUAUGAGAGACCAAUUGGCUUGGCUGCAAAUCAAUGUCAUCAUUAAAGAUGCACUAAGGCUUGAGUUGUAUUAUUCAGUAUCUCAACAAUAUAUAUAGUACAUGUACACGUGAGGUAAGGAACUGAAAAGAAAUUUACAAGGGAAACAAGUAGCUGUUGUAACAGAAAGCAAGUGCUGAGGAACGUGGGAAAGUGGACUGCAGUAGAAUAGGAAGGUUGUUCCUUAUCAGUCCCCGCAAGUGAAGCCUCAGUGAGGCGUAACUUGGUGCAAAAUUUGGCAAAAGAAAGCCUUGUAAGUGGCUUUGUUAGAAUAUCUGCAAGCUGAUCCUGAGCAGGUAGGUAAUGAACACGCAGCUGCCCCUUACUAACUUGAUCACGAACAAAGUGAAAUUCAAUUU